UGUCCAUAGCAGUUAAAAUUUUCAACACACGUUUGCGGAGCUGAAAUAGUGUGGGCUAUUUUUCUUUUAAAACACACCCUCUGAGGUAUUGUUGAUCGUGCGGUGCUCUUUCUCCAGUGCCCUUUUUAUGUUGAGAUACGCAUGGUUAUUCUGUAUUUUAAUUCGCAUCAAAAACGGACCCUUCAUUAAUUAUCUUUUAAUAUGAUCAGUUCAGCCUGUGACAGUGACAAGUAAAUUCAAGGAAACAAGGCCGCACAGGAAGGAUCAUAACUGAGAAGAUCAAAGGAACAGUUGUACCACAUAUAAUUUACAACUAAUAAAAUGGCUGAGAGGGUAAAUCAUCUAUCUUAUUUCUAUGGCAGCAUCACACGAGAUGAAGCGGAGGACUUUCUGAAGCAGGCUGGAAUGGCCAACGGCCUCUACCUUUUGCGUCAGAGUCGCAACUACCUUGGGGGCUUUGCUUUGAGUGUGGCAUACAAUGGAAAGUGUUAUCACUACACAAUAGAAAAAGAAUUGAGUGGAAGUUAUCUCAUAACUGGAGGAAAGUCCCACAAGAGUCCAGUAGAUAUUGUCGAGUACCAUACUGAAGAGACUGAUGGUCUUGUCUGUCUUCUGAAAAAUCCAUGCAAUCGACCAAGAGGAAUUGAACCAAAAAUUGGGCCAUUUGAAGACCUGAAAGACCAUUUGAUCAGGGAAUAUGUUCAACAAACAUGGAACCUACAGGGAGAUCCUCUUGAACAGGCAAUUAUUAGCCAGAAACCACAACUAGAGAAAUUAAUUGCAACAACAGCCCAUGAGCGAAUGCCCUGGUUUCACGGGAAGAAAUCUCGAGAUGAUGCUGAACGUUGCAUUCUCAGAGGUUCACGGACUAAUGGAAAAUUUUUAAUAAGAGAUCGUGACGACAAGGGAUCGUAUGCUCUUUGCUUGAUUCACGAGGGUAAAAUAUAUCAUUACCGUAUUGACAGGGACAAAACAGGGAAACUGUCCAUUCCUGAUGGGAAAAAAUUUGACACCCUCUGGCAGAUGGUUGACCAUUACUGCUACAAAUCUGACGGUCUUCUUCAAGUUCUCACUGAACCAUGUCCAAAUCCUGAUCACCCAGUUGAUUCUUUUGGGUUAACGCAAGCACCACCAAUUCCAAGUCACCAUCCUCAGCAAGAGGGCAAAGGUGGAAUAUUCUCAAGGAUCAAAUCCUCAUCAUUUCCAAAGUCUGGUUCCAAAAAGGUUUCUCUCUGUCUGUACUCACAACUAACCAUGAAGAAUAUGCAGAAAUUAAAGCAUGCAAACGCAUUCCCAGAUGUUACUAUAAACAAUAUAGUUGAAUUAGUACAUCAAGUGUCCAUGGGUAUGAAGUACUUGGAAGAGAAAAAUUAUGUUCACAGGGAUUUGGCUGCAAGGAAUGUUCUUCUUGUAACUCAGCAUUACGCUAAAAUCAGUGAUUUUGGCCUGUCGAAAGCCAUAAACUCUGAGGAGAAUUACUACAAAGCUAAAAGUACAGGCAAAUGGCCAAUAAAGUGGUAUGCACCAGAAUCCAUCAACUUCUUCAAGUUUUCCAGCAAAAGUGAUGUCUGGAGUUUUGGUGUGAUGAUGUGGGAGGCAUUUUCCUAUGGUCUAAAGCCCUACAAGGGAAUGAAAGGCCAAGAGGUUGUACAAAUGAUUGAAUCAAAUAAACGACUGGAUGCUCCAGUGAGAUGUCCUGUUGAAAUGUAUGAAUUGAUGCGAGAAUGUUGGACGUACAAAGCUAAUGAUCGGCCAGGAUUUGUCACUGUGGAGCACAGGCUGCGUGAAUACUACUACACUGUUUCAAAGGAAUAGAAUGCUUAGUUUCAAAGAGAAACAUUUAACCAGCAUUUUUAAAAAAAAAGGAUUUUUUCUGCUAGUUAUAUGCAAAUUAUACUCAUGAUUAACAUGAAAAUGCCUCAUUACAUUAUCUACAUAAAUUAAAAACGGUCAAAGUUCUUAGGUGUGAAAAGAGUGAAAUGCCUUGUUUAUGCCUGAAGGCUAAGGAAUUUGCUACAAACUGGUUAUUCAAAGAUUCUCCCUGUUUGAUGUUACCCUUCAAAUUCCAAUUAGUGGAACCACUUAUCAAGGGAAACGUUUAGGUUGGAUGAUUUCCACAGGUUAGAUUAUACCAGCUCUUUGGAGAUGUGCUGGGGAUUGGGAGAAUUGUGGCAAAAGGCAUUUGGGAUUUGGUAGGGAAAGGGUAUCUCCUGCUUUCCUACCAAUGCAGAAUAUUUCAAUGGACAAGAAACGCGGCAGAGACUCUUUUUUUAAUCAACUUAUUUUGAGAUUUUAUUACACAACUUUGGAGCAGCUGGGAUUUGAACCUGGGUCUCCUGGCUCAGAGGUAGCAACAUUAUCACUGGCACCACAAGACCCCCUGUGAACCACAGUGGAAUGGUUUCUGCCAACCAGAAGCAGGUGACUCGUUAAGGCAAUUAAUUGGCUGUUUAGCAGCAAUUACCUGACCCUGCUGGCAUUUUACUAUUAUUUGUGAGGGUUGCUGCUAAAUGGCAAGACUGCCAGGUAAACCCUGGUUCUGACCAAUAGGCUUCUUUUAUUGUAGCUGCCCCGUCGCAACAGCUUCACCUUUGGUUAUGAUGUUGCAGUUUGUGGUGAGCCCCUCCUUGACUGACCCCAGUUAAAUAAGAAAGCUUGACUUGCCUUUGAGGAUGCUUCAACGUUGAGACGUCCUCUUCUGCUUCCUGCAGGUUACACAAUGGCCAUCUCUACCUCUUUUGUGGCUAAUGGCAAAAUACCAGCCAGGAUUCCAACUUGACAGGUUGAGUCUUGCCUUUCAUUCAAAUAUGGGACUAUAUAACUUCUCAAAAAAAUUCAGCCCGUGUUAUGGAGGAAAUGUGUCCCUUUAUCUCAUCCAUAGCUUUCAAUGUACCACCUGUCAACUGCAGAUAAUAGAAAAGACAAAACCUUUGCUAGGGACUGGCAAUCGAAAUUUGGGAGAUGGUCUUUGGUUUGUGGUAAAAUUGGUUCCAUUCUACCAUAAUUGAGCUAACUGACCUCCAGAAAUAAGAGAAAGUUGUAUAGAUGAUCCUUACAUUUUAAGUUAUCUUGACAUAAUGAAUUUGAAAGCAUUUUGCCCCCUAAGUCAAAAGCCUGUGUGUUCAAGUCCCAUUUCAGAAUGAGUAAGUAACCUAAGGAAAACUAUAUUGUUGGAAGUGCUAACUUUUAAGACAGCUGUUAAAUUGAGGAUCUUCCCCUGACUUAAGUGAUUCAGAUGUGCAGGUGAAAUCCAUGCACUAAUUGAAGAUGAAGAAGGAUUCUUUAAGUGUGUUGGCAUAGAUCAAUCUUUGUUGAUUAUAAGAGCUUGCUACAUGAAAAUGAUCUGAAAAAUCUUACAUUACAACACAAGCUCAAAGCAGUCCAUUGUACAUGAAAUGUAUUGAAUGACACCUAAGCAACGUGAUCAAGUGCUCCAUGAAUGGAGAUUCUGACCCAGAUUUUCAUCUUCAAGGCAGGAAUUGCAAGUUUGGAGAUUUUCUUUUGGUAUCACCGUCCGACCUCUUGGCUUGCAGUAGCAGUCCAUGCUAUUUUCAUGGUGAAAUGAUGGAGGCAGUCUGAAAGUUAGGGCCAACAUCUCUUGAAGCAGAUCCAAGACUAGAAUGGAAGAAUGCAGAUGCUCCAUGGGGAGGUUAGAAGGCCGGCCGGGACAUCAGCUCAGUUCUGUAAAUGAAUUUUGCAGCCCUCUUCCCUCAUCCACAUGCCCCCCACCCCCGCACACUCCCCCUUAUCUUUGCGGGCUCACUCAAAUAGUAUAUACAAUGGGCAGAACUCUCAUAGUCUUUAUAAUAACAUUGUGAAGACUUUGGAAUGGUCACGAAACUGUCAAAAAUAAACACAUAGUUAUUCAAACUCCACUUGAAAAAAAGCUUCAUCCCUUUAAGUGGCCAUAAAAUUAUCAAAAUAACCAAACAGCCAUUCUCAAUCUCUCUUCAAAAAACAUAAUCAUCUUAUUAUGUCAUAAAACUGUCAAGUAAAACUAAGUUCACUCUUCCCUUGAUAGCUAUCAAUAAUCAUAUUAAGCUGAAUUCAUUAGUGGGGUCUGAAACUCAAUGAGGCAUUCAUGAUGAGAUUUCAUUGCACAACUGUGUCAAUAAAGCUUUCAGAGCUAAAUAUUUUAAAGCAUUUGAGGUAGUUGAGCAGAUGGCCAUUUAAGACUAAGCACAUGACUAACCUGAUGAUUAAAUAAUUCAGCUGUUAUAUUGCUUCAGAUGCCGAACUGGUGACUGUCACGUUAAUCAAAGAAAAGUGCAGGGUCCAACUUGCACAGUGAACCUUAAAUCUCAACAGAACCUAACUCAUUUGAUAACAGACUCUAAUGCAACUGAACAACUUUCACAAUGCUGAUCAAUUUGAUGAUAACUCAUCUACUAAGACUAAAGCCCUAAAAUGAAUCACUGUUAAAACAUACUUCUACACCAUUACAUUUAAAGUAAAGUUGUCGUAGUCUUACCAGAUUAUAGGGUUGCUCUCUUAUUAGAGAGCGAGAUGACCAACGGUGGUUUAACCUGAGAAUUGCCAUGCCUCAGGUGACAGGAGAGGUAGAGAACAAGAGUCCUUAAGGUAACCUUGGCUGGUGUGAGAAUUGAACCCACAUUGCUGAUCUCACUCUGCAUUGCAAACCAACCAAAAGAGCUAACUGACUCCUUACCAUUAUAUUACAUUACGAUAUGUGAAAUAGCCAAUUAUUUUGAACUCAUCUGUCGGCAAGUUUCUGACUUCAGAUUAGGAACCUGCCAUAGUUAAUGAAUCCUCUGAGGUACCAUGAAACAAUUCAUCAAGCAAUAUAUGUUUGACUCCAUGAAGAUAGCUCAAGUUUAAAAUUUCCACCCUCAUAAUGAGAUCUGCAUGGGGCAGUCAAGCUGUACAUGCACUCACUACAUACAUUAUUAUCCUAAGACACCAAAAAUUGCUGGUGACAGAAGUUGGGUAGGAAUCUGAAGCUCAUGAUCCACUGGAAGUUCGGCAUUUUAUCUCAAAUUUUAUUGAUAUUACAAAGUAGGACAUUAUUGAUAAUACCGGAACUAUAAAUACUACAUAUUGUGAAGAACGCUUUGAGUAAAUAUUCAGGCAAAAAUAUUCAAAAAAUUACAGCUAAAAUUGUCUGGUUAUUUUUGGGUUACAGUUUCUAGUUGUUGACUAUAAAUAGACAGACAUUCUUUCAUUAUUUGCAGUAAUAUCCACAUUAUGCACCCAUAAUUGACAAAAGCAACCAUAUUGGCCAUCCUUUUAAUAUUCAGAUGUUUAGACAUUUAAGCAGAAGAUACAAUUCAUCUGUCACCAGUGAAAGUAUAACAGGUGUUAAGAUUCUUCCUGCAGCAGCUUGACAAAUUAUUUGGCUAUCAAUGCUUUUCACUAUUUUGUUGUAAUUUAAUUUAUAUUGUUCAAAGCAUCAAUUUUUAAAAAAUAGUUGCUGAAAUCCAAUAAUUCACCGGUUCAGUUGAUGAGAUUAUGCUUUCAGAACUGCAAGUAUCAAUCAAACACCUUUUAAGUAAAUAUAGGAAGAAAUCAUUGAAACUUGCUACUUGUGGACAGGGUCCAUCUACUUUGGAAUUUUUUAGUUCUGCAAGUAAGUAUAUACAUGAUACAGGACUGAUUAGAACACAUUACAUGGUUUUUGUUUCCAGAUGCAGCAUGUUUGUUUCUUUUUGCUUAUUUCCUUACAAUGAAAGAGGAUAGCCUAAGUGUUCGUUACUGAGUCAUGUGAUCAUACAAAAUUGAUGAGCAAGAUAAAGACCAGCUAGUCAAUGAAGGUUGCCCUGACAUCAUAAUGGCCAGAGCAAUAUGAUAAAAUAUGUACAAACCCCUGCACGAUCCCCUCCGAUGAGCCCUGCAUUUGCUGUAAUCUUGUGAGGCCUCUUCUGGAGUACUGUGUCCAAUCUGUCACCCUGUUAUAGGAAGGAUAGUAUUAAGCUAGAGAAGGUUCAGAAGAGAUUUAC
Messenger RNA from Rhincodon typus (whale shark), 5957 nucleotides. It is a transcript of the gene syk, whose product is annotated as spleen tyrosine kinase. Bases 322 to 1815 code for a protein of 497 amino acids. The transcript has 12 exons. Gene Ontology annotation, biological process: adaptive immune response; macrophage activation involved in immune response; cell surface receptor protein tyrosine kinase signaling pathway. Gene Ontology annotation, cellular component: extrinsic component of cytoplasmic side of plasma membrane. The record is from RefSeq and is a predicted model, not a curated record. Lineage: Eukaryota; Metazoa; Chordata; Chondrichthyes; Orectolobiformes; Rhincodontidae. Gene Ontology annotation, molecular function: signaling receptor binding; non-membrane spanning protein tyrosine kinase activity; ATP binding.